Molecule: messenger RNA, 2292 nt
Organism: Daldinia childiae
Lineage: Eukaryota; Fungi; Ascomycota; Sordariomycetes; Xylariales; Hypoxylaceae
Exons: 3
Coding region: 1-2292 (763 amino acids)
Biological process (GO): nucleoside triphosphate metabolic process
Molecular function (GO): ribonucleoside triphosphate phosphatase activity; nucleoside triphosphate diphosphatase activity
Source: RefSeq, a predicted model, not a curated record
AUGACUCUCAAACCUUUGAACGUCACAGACGUUGAGAGGGAUGGAUCUUUCCUUUCCCCCAGCCGUUACGACGAUGAUGCCUCAUCGCUACACAGUCGAAGUGACCAGGAUACUGAUAGCGAGGAUGACGAAAUACUAGCUGCCGCACGAAAUAGCAAGGAGUUACGCGCACGCGAUCGCAUGGUAUUGAUGGAGGAGGAAGAAUUGGAUAAGCUAAUAAUCGAUUCGAGGGCCCGAAAGGAACGAGAAAGGAGAGGGAGCAGUCUUCAGAGACGGGGGAGCAAUAUUGCGCUACCGAACCCGAUACGCUUACUGAGAAGUUAUAAUAAUACUCGAUCGACGAGUGCGAUAGAUGAUAACGAGAGUUCGGUUGAAGAUUUACACCAUGAGAAAAGGAAGAACAGACGGACACGAAGGAAGGAAAAGAAGCAUCGCUUACUCAAGGAAGCGCGCGACGGCGAGGAUGGACAACUCAUGUAUGAGAUGGAGCAAGGGGGACUUAAGGACGGGAGCUCUACCGGCGAUAGUAGUGAGCGAGAGGAUAGCGACGAACUAGAUCGCAAGCGCUUAAUAGGAGUAUCUGACGCCAAGGCUGCAAGGACGAAAAAGUGGAAGAAAUGGCUACUCAUACAUGCUACUAUCAUAGUUGGUGUCGCGUUUCUGACCCUCGUUAUUUGGAAGCUUUCUAUGGGCAAGAAAGCAGCUACUCUUCCUCCUCAGUUGGUUAGCAAUGGUACAGCUUUGUUCUUACCGACUACCCUCAUUAUCAGUUUGGAUGGGUUCAGGGCAGAUUUUCUAACUCGGGGUCUGACGCCAAGGUUGAAUGCUUUCAUCAAAGAAGGCGUGUCGCCACUCUAUAUGACCCCGUCGUUCCCGUCUGUGACAUUCCCUAAUCAUUAUACCCUUGCGACUGGCUUAUACCCAGAAUCCCAUGGUGUAGUUGGCAACACGUUCUGGGAUCCGGCCUUAGAGUCCGAGUUCUAUUAUACAGACCCUGAUAGGAGUCUUGACGCCAAAUGGUGGGGCGGUGAACCCUUUUGGGUGACUGCCGAGGAACAGGGUGUUCGCACCGCUGUGCAUAUGUGGCCAGGAAGUGAAGCUCACGUCCUAGGCAAGGAUCCGAGCUUUUUGGACAAGUACAAUGGUAAGGAGAAACUACCUAAAAAGGUCGACCGAAUCCUCGAGUUUCUCGAUAAGCCGGGCGUGGAGAACCCAGAUGCGGAUCCCACGGACAUAAGGCCGCAAAUCAUAGCCGCGUAUGUUCCUAAUGUUGAUGCCGAUGGUCAUCGCUUUGGCCCGAACAGUACUGAGAUACGAUCGACUAUCAACGAAGUUGAUACAAUGCUUGAUCAGCUCUUCCAUGGGUUGGAGGCAAGAAAUCUUACUGACAUUGUAAAUGUCAUUAUCGUGUCCGACCAUGGCAUGGCUACCACGGAUAUUAGCCGGAUGAUACAAAUCGAGGACCUAGUGGACCUAGAUAAAGUCGAGCACCUCGACGGAUGGCCCCUAGUUGGCAUUAGGCCUAAGAAUCUAGACGACCUGCAGCUGCUGUACGAACAAGCUGCCGAAAAGGCCAAAUCCAACCCCAACUUCGAUGUGUACCUGAGAGAUAAGAACAUGCCGGAGCGGUAUCACUUCAGCAAUAAUGACCGCAUUGCGCCGCUGUGGAUCGUUCCAAAGACCGGGUGGGCGAUUGUUAAGCGGGAGGAAUUUGACAUUACGGACGCAAAAGCGAAGAAUCUUGUUUACCACCCCAGAGGUCUACACGGUUACGACCAUGAGCAUCCUCUGAUGAGAGCCAUUUUCGUCGCCCGUGGGCCUGCUUUCCCACAUCAACCCCACAGCAAAGUGGAGGUGUUCCAAAAUAUCAACGUGUACAAUAUCCUCUGCGACUCCAUCGGUAUGCAGGCCAUGCCGAAUAACGGGACACUACAUCUACCCCUGAAAAUCGUCGGCCUUCAUGACCCGGAGACGGUCCUCGAGGAACCAGCUGAUCCUGUUAAGCUCGAGACAGCUUCUACUACCGAGGCAACUUCUACCGUAGAUGUUGCAACGGAAGCAACGUCUAUUCUCCCGGCAGAAACUAGCUCUGAGGUUGGUCAGCCUUCUGCAACGGUCGGUGUAGAUCCUAUACCCGAACCCGUUGGUGAUAAGCCACAGGAGGAAACUCCUCCGUCGAGUGAAGAUAACAAGGACGAAGCCGACGACUCCGCCUGGUGGGAGAAUGCCUGGGACUGGGUGAAGGAUAAAUUCGACGGACUGGUUGAUGCGGUUAACAGAAUCGGCGAAUAG